Messenger RNA from Girardinichthys multiradiatus, 1915 nucleotides. RefSeq lists its product as uncharacterized. Lineage: Eukaryota; Metazoa; Chordata; Actinopteri; Cyprinodontiformes; Goodeidae. Bases 973 to 1371 code for a protein of 132 amino acids. The record is from RefSeq and is a predicted model, not a curated record. The transcript has 5 exons.
GUGACAGGUCAGCAUCUGCUCUGGUGACCACCUGUCUGAUGUUUGGCUGACUUUUAGUCAGCUCUCAGUGAGUUUACAGCCAUGGUUUAUUUUGAUGCUUUCGCGGAAACCUUUAUGUUGCUGGAAGAAGUAUGAUAGAAAAUGUUAAAUCUGUUACUUAUGAGUGAUGUGCAAUGGGUAGUAUAGGGUGUCCUGCUGUUUCUAAUCAAUAUCUAACUAUAUAAAAUGUGUUCUGUCCUCAUAAUAAUCUAAACACUCUAGUCUUGCAGAACCUACACUAUUAAUGAAACAUAAACAAUACUGAUAUUCUAACAUUAUUUAUUUGUAUUAUAUUGAAAAUUAUUGCAUAAUGAGGCCAUCUGCAUUCUAUUGAUGAUCUAGGAUGAUGAUCUAGGAUGCUUAGUAUUAUAAAACAUAGAAGAGAUGCUUAACUUUAGGGUUUUUUUUCCAUUUAAAAGAAACAAAUGCAUUCAAUUUUGACUCUUCAUAGACUUAAAAAUAAACACCCUUUAGCUACAUCACACAUUGCCUCUAGAACCAAAACCCGCUGAACGUGUUACUGAGUCAGUUUUUUGCAAAAUUAGAUUGUCAGCUUGCAUCACUACAGUGUUUUCUGUCUUCACUAGAUGCAAAUCAGAUGGAGUAGAUUUUCUAUGCCACUCCAUGUUAGUCCUACAGGUUUAGACUGGAACAAUGACUUCUAUCAGAUCAGACACCUGACACGUUAUCUCUCAGCUCAGCUUUCCUGCAGCAGGCCCAGGGGAGAAAGAGGAUAGGGAGGGCUACUUUGUGUGUUCCUGACAGAAAAAGUGAAAGGCAUCAUCCCUGGAGACAAAAAGCCAGAUGAUUAUUAUGCUCAGCUACAGGGCAGUUUUCCACAGAAACUUUUUUUGACAGAGAAACCCAUCAGCUGCUUCGACUUUGAAACUGGCUGCUCAGACAAAACCAGGAUAUGGAAAUCACAAAAGAGAGAUGCCUGCUGGACCUUUGCCUCUGGCUCAUAAUUCUGCAGCAGACGGCAGCAGUUCUGAAAUCAUUCAGCUCAGAAAAAUUAACGGCUCCUCUGCAGAGACGCCGAGCUACCAGCACCUCCACCGGGAGCUGUUAAUCAGCCACAAACGAGGCCUGCUGCUGGAGGAGAAACCAGAGCUGAAGCGGGUUCUGGAGCAGCGCAGACUGGAGCUGCACAAGGAGGAGGAGAUGGCACAACGACGGCCCUCUGAUCUGGAGAUGGAGCUCCGCAAGAGACAGCAAAAGCUGCAAGAGUACGAGCAGGAGCAGAUAAGACAGCGGGAAAACCAGAAUAAGAUCCCAGAGUUUGUCCGCGUCAGAGAAAACCUGAGGCGCACACAAACAUUUGAGCAGCCCUGAUCUGCUCCCAUCAGCCAGUGCAACCUCUCACCACUGUGGCCCUGGAAACCUUUUAUGCUCACUGCCUACUGAGAUACAAUAACAAACAUUAUACCAGAGACACCAGCAUAAUUUAAUAUUUGCUUAUCUACUAUUAAUCUUUCUUUAAAAUUAAUAUAUGGAGGCUAAAACUUUGUCCAUCUAUAAAAACCGUUUUCUUUAAACUCAUUCAUGGUUUUGUUUCUGGGAGUGGUUUCUGAGGGUGUGAAGAGCUCAGUUGUUUGUUUUUUUUACUAAAACCUGUGGAUUAUUAAUGGCUGAGUGAAGGCAACAAUGUUCUGAUGCCGAAUGUUUUUUUUAAAUGUUUUCUAUGCUUAUUAUUCUGUUUGUUCCAAUAUCAGAUUUCUGUGUUUCAGUUAGAAAACCAUCAUAUCAUGUAUAUCAGAUCCUCUGUAAUGUAAGUACUAACAUAAACAUUUUCAACAGCUCUGUUUUGUAUUAGUAAGCCCCCCCUCCCCGUCUGUGUGUGUAUGUGCUGUGGAAAUAAAAGGGUUUUUGGUUUGGA